Lachancea thermotolerans CBS 6340 is the source of this 516-nucleotide messenger RNA. It is a transcript of the gene ARC19, whose product is annotated as Arc19p. NCBI's taxonomy places the organism in Eukaryota, Fungi, Ascomycota, Saccharomycetes, Saccharomycetales, Saccharomycetaceae. Gene Ontology annotation, molecular function: actin filament binding. The record is from RefSeq and is a predicted model, not a curated record. Bases 1 to 516 code for a protein of 171 amino acids. Gene Ontology annotation, cellular component: Arp2/3 protein complex; actin cytoskeleton. Gene Ontology annotation, biological process: Arp2/3 complex-mediated actin nucleation; actin filament polymerization. The transcript has a single exon.
AUGUCACAAUCUCUUCGCCCUUACUUGACGGCUGUGCGCUUCUCACUGCAGGCUGCACUCAAUUUGACCAACUUUUCCUCGCAGGUGGUUGAAAGGCACAACAGGCCUGAGGUGGAAGUCAGCAAUACAAGCGCCGAGCUGAAACUUCAGCCCAUGCAUGUUUCACGUAAUGAGCACGAGCAGGUCUUGAUUGAGCCUAGCGUGAACUCGGUGCGUGUUAGCAUUAAAGUCAAGCAGGCCGACGAAAUUGAGCAAAUUUUAGUGCAUAAGUUCACACGUUUCCUUGAGCAGCGUGCGGAGUCAUUCUAUGUCCUGCGGAGGGUUCCUAUUGAUGGCUUCAGCAUUUCGUUCCUGAUCACCAACAAACACACGGAAACAAUGAAAACCGAGAAGCUCGUGGAUUUCAUCAUUGAGUUUAUGGAGGAGGUUGACAAGGAAAUCAGUGAAAUGAAACUGUUUUUGAACGCCAGGGCAAGGUUCGUUGCUGAGGCUUACCUUGGCGAAUUUGUUUAUUAA